GCUUGUGUCUCUCCUGUGUGGCCCGUGACUGCGUGUAGAGUGCGCGGGCAGACAGCGGCGCCUGUUAAUACACGACGGUACGGCACGGCGGCGAAGCGAACGACUCCGAACGAGCGAGAGCGUGCCGAGUGCACCCACGACGCGAAGUCGCGAGAGUAGAUCGAGCCGAGAGAGGAGUGCGUUUCGCGAAUCUCGCAAAUUACGCGAUAUAUAACGAUUACACAAGUGACGAAGACGCGCGCGACGUGACCGCGUAGGGCAUCCCGACCGUCGUCCGUCGCCACGCCAGAGCGCGCGCCGCCGACCGGCAAAGGCAACGGUAAAGGACCGCGGCCGAGAUCUCACCCCCUUUGUUCUCCGCGGUGCGAGAGACGGACGCGAGAUAAAGAAAAAAAAAAAUUUCCUUCUCAUCUGCGAGUCGAGAGCGAGUGAGUGAAACAGGACAAUAAAUAUGUCAGACGAUAAUUCCCCUGUGGUAGAGGAGCAAAAAAAGAAGAGGGGCAGGCCAGCUAAGGCAGAUAAGAACGCUGUUAAGGAGCCUAAAAAGAGGGGUAGACCUGCUGCGGAAAAAAAUAAUGCGGUACGUCCUGCGAAAUCUGACAAUGAGGAUGAUGCACCACCUGGACCUGUUAAAAAGGGAAGGGGUAGACCUAAGGGUUCUCACAAGAAGAAGCAAGGACCACCAAAAGGCACAACUACUUCGUCACGUGGUCGCGGUAGACCAAAAAAGACAGAAGAGAAACCUGAACUCACCGGUGAAGAUGAAGACGAACAAGAAGAGGAGGAGGAGGAAGAGGAGAAUUGAAGCAUCCAUAGAUGGGGAGGAUGAAACUAACACAGCUGACUUAUCCUUCGAAGACCUUUAAAUAGAACAUCGUGUUGAAUGAAUUCGAUCAUUUUAAGGUUUACUUUUCUUUCAUUUUAACCCGAUUUAACUCUCGAGCGAGUGUCGAAGCGGUGAACACUGUCCCGAUACUCGAGUUUUCUCAAACUCCAGUUCACAGUGCACAUUGCCACACGCUGAUGAAUUCACCAAGACACGUCGGAUACAAAAGUUGUGUUACAAAUUUAUUAACUUUAUUACUUGACAUCACUAUUAAUUAAAAUGAUGAAUGAAAAUCAUACUUUUAAGUCCUAAGACUACGUACAUGUAACCUUCUUUAAUAGUAAAAGACUGGAGUAAGAUGCCGAUCUCGAAACUUUUUUAAUUUGCCCGAGAAGUGAGAUUUGAUAAACUUUUUUUCUAAUUAAAGAAAACUUUCAUGCAGUAUAGAGUAUUGUGUGUGUCACAUGUUUGCUACCUCUUUUUCUCCUUCAUGCAUAUUACGCAAUUCAUAAAGCCAAAAAAAAAAAAAAAAUGAAUUCCAUACUGAUCUAAUAUUGUAAGAGAUAGAGAAAGGUAAACACGGAAAAAAAAACUUCUUGUAUGUAACAUACACAGGAGCUAUUCUUUUCUAAUUAACAUUAAUAAGUACACUUUCUUAAUGUAUAUUACUGUCGUUUUUGAGGCAAGCAUAUGUGUGAAUGUCAAAUUUG
This is a messenger RNA of Cyphomyrmex costatus, 1536 nucleotides long. RefSeq names its product D1 chromosomal protein (gene D1). The record is from RefSeq and is a predicted model, not a curated record. The transcript is spliced from 3 exons. Bases 452 to 805 code for a protein of 117 amino acids. Gene Ontology annotation, molecular function: DNA binding. NCBI's taxonomy places the organism in Eukaryota, Metazoa, Arthropoda, Insecta, Hymenoptera, Formicidae.